GGAAGGAAUCUAACCGUAAGAGUUUAUAAACAAAAAAGUCGUUUUUGUUUGCGUUACGUCAAAAUUUGUAUAGAAGCAAUAGCUCGGAUCGGAGCUCUCUCCGGCAAACACCGUGAUCUCCGGUUUCGAUUUGAACACGAAUGGGGAAAAUCAAGAAAUUGAAUCGUGGGGCUCACGUUACUGCUCCUUAUCCAUCACCACCGUCUUGUUGCAAGAAACAAUGGUCAGGCUCAACUUGCCCAGUAUGUUUGGAGUCUCCACACAACGCUGUUCUUCUCCUCUGUUCGUCUUAUCACCAAGGAUGCCGUCCUUACAUGUGCGCAACAAGCAGCCGCUUCGCCAACUGUCUUGACCAGUACAGGAAGUCCUACGGAAACUCGGAACAGGCUCAGCUUUUGUGUCCGCUAUGCAGAGGUCAAGUGAAAGGUUGGACUGUUGUGGAAGACGCAAGGAUGCAUUUCAACUCCAAGAGAAGGACUUGUAUGCAGGAAACAUGCUCCUUUGUAGGAAACUUCAAGAAGCUCAAGAAACACAUGAAGGAGAAACACCCGCAUGCUUGCCCUUGGGCCGUUGAUCCAGCUCUAGAGACCAAAUGGAAUAGGCUGGAGAGGGAGAGAGACAGAAGAGACGUGAUAAGCACGAUUAUGUCGUCGACUCCAGGCGCUGUUGUGAUGGGAGAUUAUGUCAUAGAGCCGCGUCAUCGGGGAGCUGCUAAUGAUGAAGAAGAUUACAGUUCAGAUGAUUCUCUGAGCGACGGUGUACCGGAGUUAGAUUCAUGGCGAGGACAAAACCAUCAUAUUAGGUUUAUCGAUAUGGAUGCAAGCGACUUAGCAUCAUCUUCCAGAUCCCAUGAUGCUUCUCCACGCAGUUUACUCUUGCCACGGAACCAGAGAGGCGACAAUAGAGGUCGGUAACUUUAUUUUAACCGAAGCAGUAUAAAAGGCUAACACGACCAGUCAAGUCAAUUAGCCACAUAGAGGGAAUUGAAAAAAAUACUCCCAGUAUUGUCCCUUUAAUUUUUAUUUAUUUUCGUGUAAAUUAUGUAUUACCUGUAAUUGUAUUAUUGUUUCUGCAUUGUUGUACACUAGUGAGGCAUAAUCUCUUAUGCCUUUUUCCUUUUCUUUUUAAAAAGUUUUAUGUAUUGAUUUGAUUUU
Messenger RNA from Brassica rapa (field mustard), 1154 nucleotides. RefSeq lists its product as uncharacterized. NCBI's taxonomy places the organism in Eukaryota, Viridiplantae, Streptophyta, Magnoliopsida, Brassicales, Brassicaceae. The record is from RefSeq and is a predicted model, not a curated record.